This is a messenger RNA of Striga hermonthica, 1371 nucleotides long. The record is from the annotation of a GenBank genome assembly. NCBI's taxonomy places the organism in Eukaryota, Viridiplantae, Streptophyta, Magnoliopsida, Lamiales, Orobanchaceae.
AUGGUUAGCCCAUUGGUGGAGUUUCCUGAUCCAUUAUGGUUGGCUGUGGAUCUCGUGGUUUUCUCGGUAGUUCACGAUGGGUGUUUGCUCGGGGUGUGGUGGUGCUGGGCUUUCCAGUUCGCAUGUCCAGUUUGCUACCUGCCGGUGGAAGAUGCUGUUGCUCUUAUGCCAAAUGCAUCGUCUUUUUCCCCUGUUCUUAAAAACUUAACAUAUAUUCAUGAGGAAACUUUGACUAAGUCCGAAUUUGGCGGUUCAGAAUUCGGUGGAUAUCCUUCUCUUGAAAUGAGGAAUGAUUCGUAUGAUAUAAGAGAAUCAAUGAGCGUGCACUGUGGGUUUGUCAAAGGAGUGAAACCAGGCCGUCAGACGGGGUUCGACAUUGAUGAUUCUGACCUUCUUGAGAUGGAUUCUUGUAAAGGCGUGGUGGUUGCAUCAGCAAUUUUUGGAGCCUUUGAUUUAAUAAGACAACCAAAGAACAUUAGUGAAUUCGCCAAACAGAAUGUUUGCUUUCACAUGUUUGUGGAUGGUGAAACUGAAGCUUUUUUGAGGAACUCGAGCGAGCUUGGCAGUGACAACAAAGUUGGUCUCUGGAGAAUCAUUGUUGUUCGUAAUUUACCUUACUUGGAUCCUAGGCGCAAUGGAAAGAUUCCAAAACUAUUAAUGCACCGGCUUUUCCCUAAUGCCCGUUACUCACUGUGGGUCGAUGCAAAACUUGAGCUUGUUGUGGAUCCAUUUCAGAUUCUAGAAAGGUUUCUGUGGAGGAAAAAUGCGAGUUUUGCAAUAUCGAGGCAUUAUAAGCGUUUUGACGUAUUUGAAGAAGCAGAAGCUAAUAAGGCUGCUGGGAAGUAUGACAACUCUUCCAUUAAUUUCCAGGUCGAAUUUUAUAAAAAGGAGGGUUUAACACCAUACUCUUCGGCAAAGUUGCCGAUUACAAGCGAUGUUCCUGAAGGAUGUGUGAUAGUAAGGGAGCACAUUCCAAUCUCCAAUCUCUUCACAUGUCUUUGGUUUAACGAAGUCGACCGUUUUACUUCUAGAGAUCAGAUUAGUUUUUCAACUGUGAGGGAUAAGAUCUGGUCGAAGGUCAAUUAUACAAUCAAUAUGUUCCUCGACUGUGAAAGACGCAAUUUUGUUAUCCAGGGUUACCACCGAGACUUACUCGAGCAGUGGCCUCCCCCUCCUCCUCUCGGUGGUGUUUCUGACGUUCAUCCUCCUCCGCCAGUUAUCAUAUCAAACGAAAAUUCAGACAAAUUCAAUUCAGGGAUUUCAUCUGAGAGUACUGUUGUAAGUAGUAACCCGGCUCGGAAAAUUCCUGCAAGACGUAGUAAAGAGCGGAGGUCAAGGCAUCACCGGAAAGUCAUUGCCGCCAGCCAAUGA